AUGUCCUUCGGUUUCAGUAUCUUCGAUAUCGCCUCCUUCGUCUAAUUAUCCUGGCAAGUCGUCGAAGGCGCCAAAGCAGCAUGCGGCGAACACGAUGAUCUAACCAAAGAGAUGGUUACCCUCCAUACGGUCCUUUCGCAUGUCGAAACCGAGAUGCAGAAUCCCGAUUCGAUGCGAGGCAAUAAGAGGGAUAAACGCGUCAAGGGACUACGCAAUCAUAUCCAGGGCUGUGAUGAACACCUCUUGCGCCUCGAUCGUCUUCUCUCGAAAUAUAAUUCUUUGAGUAAAUCGGAGAAGAGCGUUCAGAAGUUGUGGCAGAAGGCGAAGUUUGGGAAUCGUGAGAUUGUCAGUGUGAAGGAUAUCAGACAGAAGGUACGCACGUAUACGGAUGCUAUAGCUAUUAGCCUUCAAUUAUUCUCCUCGGGAUCGCAAAGUCGGGUGGAGCGCCAGAUGAAUCGCCAGAGUGGGAGCUUGGACGGGAUUCAGGAGUCGGUUAAUCUUGUGCUUGCGAAGUUGACGGCUGCUGGUUUGCCGGCUGGUGGUGGCUCGGUGAUGACGGAUUAUCGUGGGGAUGAUAAGACGUUUUGGAGGGAUCUGAGACGGGAGUUGAUUGGGGAGGGGUUUUCGAGUAAGGUCUUGAGAGGGAAGGAGAGGCUUAUUAGGGAUUAUGUUGUGGAACUUGGGCAGAGGGGUGUGUUGGAUGAUCGGAAUGCUUCGACCACGACGCUCCCGCUGAUUAGGGAGCUUAAGGUUCCUUGAGAUUCAGAAAGGGAGGAGACUGGUGACGAGCGAGUUCAAGAGAAGAGAUUCAAGCCGAUUGGGAAUAUUAGCAAAAAAGCAGUUGAUGAGAAGAAAAACUGCGGCCCAGAAUAUCUGACGGCAGAAAAGGAUGAAUCUUCGAGUGAGAGCGAAUCGAAUUCUUCGCUUCCAACGAGAAAUAGCGAUGAUGAAAGCAUUCUUCAGAAAGGCCAAGAAUUAACCGAAGAGGAGAAAAUAGACGACACAUCGCGUGAUUGCGAUUCAGAGUCUUCGUCUUCCUCCAGGGACAACGAUAAUGAAAACAUCCAGGAGGAAGACCAAAGAGCAUUUAGAGAGGAAGACAACGAAGAACUGCCUGACAGCGAAUCAGAGUCCUCAUUUCCAAAUACAACUGGCAACAUUCAACAAUGCAUUACAGGCAAGGAAACAGAUGACACGGAGCUCUACGACGAUAAUGCUGAAGAGGACAAUGAUUCCAGCACAGAAGACGAUGCAACGAUUCCGAAAGCGAACCGGAACACUUCCCCUUCUGUGUAA
Hymenoscyphus albidus is the source of this 1296-nucleotide messenger RNA. The record is from the annotation of a GenBank genome assembly. Lineage: Eukaryota; Fungi; Ascomycota; Leotiomycetes; Helotiales; Helotiaceae.